GGGUACCCGCGCGCGCCACUCAUCCGAAAGCCCCUCGUCAAAAACACUAAUCGAUCGUGGCUCAUCUGUUUUCAUCCCCCCCCUUUAUAAUGAUAAUGACUGUAGGCUAGGUGUCGCAGUGUAAUUUCGCGGAGUGCUUAGUCCCCUUGGACGUUACACCUGAGCGAGCAGACAGGUCGGUCUAUGAUCUAUGGUGGACCGACCGACCUGUACAGUGUCUGCUGCUUCUCACCUGUGUUUACCUUUAAGUUUCCCUCAGAGCUUAGGUUAGGCUACUGGCAGAAGCUUAGUAACACAUAACGCUAAUAAUGUCUCCAAACUGACGGUGUGUUUAAAGUGAAAACUGUCGAGAUACGGCUAUAGAUAAUGUGGACUCAAGCAAUUUGACACAGACCCACAGACGUCACCCCAUUUGAAAUGUUUUCCUUUUCUUUGGGUAAGGGCUCAUGGUCAGCAAAGGGUUAGUAUAUCCAGUCACCGGGAGGCAUGGAGAGCAACGAAACUGUGUUUGAUUUAUUUUGUCCAUCUGUUGACAUCUUUACAACUUUUUUGGUCAGUCUAUAGUGUCAACAUUGGGCGCAACAGCAUGGUUUCCCGCCGCCUCUUAUUCUGGUCAACGCCCUAUGAGAUAAGGUGUAAUGAAAUGGGCAGUUAUUUAACUGAUUUGCAUAGUAACUUUAAAUUGAAUGUUUGCAUUAUGUGUGGCUCUAUGGGCUUGGAUUAGGUUUCUCAACAGUUUAAUAACCUCUUAAACUGACUUUUGAUAAUAAUGUAGACUAUUUCAUUAUGUUUAGGCUAUAGCCUUGUGCGUAUGUUAUAUUUGAUGAGAAAAAUCAAAUGGCAGAAUUGAAGACAGGCUACUCACUUAUUCUCAACCGUGGUUGCGGUAGGCUAAAUCUUCCAUCUGUCUCUCCCUCUCCUAACUCCUCUCUCUCCCUGUCUGUCAACAUGCGCUCUCUCUCACACACUCACACACGAAGUCUCGCAUUUUUGGAUUUGCGUUUCAUGCUGGGGGGUCAGCUGCAGCAGCCGAGCCGCAGUGAGUGGCAUGUUCCAGCGUCUAGCCCUCUGACUAGCUGCGGUAUGUACAUGCAUGGACAGGACACGAUCCGAACUACUGUCGCAGACCAGACUUACAUCUAAAGCGCAUGGACAGACUCUGAACACUGACUUCGUGCAGACAGGCUGAGGCUCCACUGGGGGAAAAGGAAGAGAGGAAGACAGGGCAAAAGGGAAAAAGAGACCAAGACCCAGAGAUACACUGACAGAGAAACAGAGAGAGAGAGCCUCAGUGUUCCCUAACUCUGUAAAGGUAAGGGUAGCAGAGGAGACAUACAAGAGGAAGUGUGUUCAGGAGAGCCCAGGGCAUUUGGGCUGCGUUACCUCUUUAGCCCUCUAGUGGGUGCCCUCGCCCAUAUCAGGCCUGGAGGGACAUGGCCAUCUGAAAGACUCUUCUCUCUACCACCUUCCACCACUCCCUCUAUCAGUCUCUUUUUUUUCAACAACGUAACUCUAAUCAACUCUCAUUGCCAUGGAGAAGACAUACUCCCUCACAGCCCACUACGAUGAGUUCCAGGAGGUCAAGUAUGGUGGUCGAUAUAGUAGCGGCACCCUUAGCAACGGCAUGAGCCUGCACUUGGGCGGGAGCCUAGACCGAAAUAUUGGGCGUGGCCGAGGCAAAGGGGGCGGGGCCAGUGAUCGGAGUCGGGACCUGAGUGGCAUCAACAGCGGACAGAGACUUCCUCGUUGGAGUCGCAGGGAGAUCUGCCUGCUCUCUGCUCUGGUGUUUGCUGUGGGGAUGUGUGUCAUCCUGGGCAGCAUGCUGGCACUCAAAUACAUCUCCCUGGACUUCCAGCAAGAGGGGCACUGCAGACAGGACUGCCAGAAGAAACGCUCGUUAGUCCGCGCCGCACGCUUCAUCCAGGCCAACAUCGACCCCACCAUCCAGCCCUGCCAGGAUUUCUACAGCUUUGCCUGCGGCGGCUGGCUACAGCGCCAUGGCAUCCCAGAGGACAAGCUGAGCUACGGCAUCAUCACCGCCAUCGGAGAGCACAACGAGGAGAAGCUACGACGCCUCCUGCUGGAGCCCGUGCACCGGCACACCGUGGACUCGGCUGAACGCAAGGUGAAAGAGUUCUACCGCUCCUGUGUGAACAUCCAGGAGAUUGACAAGCUGGGGUCGGGUCCCAUGACGGAGGUGAUUGACAGCUGUGGCGGGUGGGACCUGGUUGGAGUGCCCUCUGGUGGUGCGGGGUGGGAGAGCAGUACUGCCCCAGCCAGACCAGACUUUAACGAGCUGCUCUAUAGGACCCAGGGGGUGUACAGCACUGCGGUCUUCUUCUCUCUGACUGUCAACGUGGACGAUAAGAACUCCUCACGCAACGCUAUCAGGAUUGAUCAGGAGGGGCUCACACUGCCUGAGAGGACUCUGUACCUGGGGCAGGAUGAGGACAGUGUGAAGAUCCUGGCGGCUUACAAGGCCCUGAUGGAGCGUCUGCUAAGCAUGCUGGGGGCUCACAAUGCCACUCAGAAGUCCAAAGAGAUCCUACAGCUGGAAACACUCCUAGCCAACAUUACUGUGUCUGAGUAUGAUGAACAGAGAAAGGACAUCAACACUAUGUACAACCGCAUCACCCUGAGACAACUACAGCGCAUCGCUCCUAGUCUGCAUUGGAAACGUUUGUUGGACAGAAUCUUCCAUGAUAACUUCUCUGAGGAUGAAGAGAUCGUGGUGUUGGCUACUGACUACAUGGAGAAAGUCUCCGAGAUCAUCAAGACCACCUCCAAAAGGGUUCUCCAUAACUACAUGCUGUGGCGGAUUGUAGCAGCUCUCAGUGAACACCUGUCCACGGCGUUCCGGAGCACCAUCCAUGAGUUUUCCCGGGAGAUUGACGGUACGGAGCGUCAGCUGGAGCUGGGGAGGCUGUGUUUCACCCAGGCCAACAAACACUUCGGCAUGGCCCUUGGAGCACUCUUCGUCCAGCAGCACUUCUCUCCUCACAGCAGGGCCAAGGUACAGGAGCUGGUAGAGGACAUAAAGCACUCACUGGACCUCCGGCUGCAAGAGCUGGACUGGAUGGAUGAGGUGACCAAGGAGGCAGCCAAGGCCAAGCUGCAGCAUAUGAUGGUGAUGACAGGCUAUCCAGACUUCCUACUCAAACCAGAGCUCAUAGACCAGGAGUAUGGGUUUGAUGUGGAUGAAAAUACCUAUUUCAAAAACAUCCUCAACAGUAUUAAUUUUAACAUCAAGAUGUCUGUCAAGAAGAUCCACAAGCAGGUGGACAAGACCGCGUGGCUCCUUCCCCCUCAGGCCCUCAAUGCCUACCAUCUCCCAAACAAGAACCAAAUGGUAUUUCCCGCUGGAAUCCUUCAGCCCACGCUGUACGACCCCGAGUUUCCACAAUCUCUAAACUAUGGAGGAAUAGGAGCCAUCAUCGGUCAUGAGCUGACACAUGGAUAUGAUGACUGGGGGGGACAGUAUGAUGGCCACGGCAACCUGAAGCAGUGGUGGACAGAGGAGUCAUACAAGAAGUUUCAGAAGAAAGCAGAGUGCAUCGUUAAACUCUACGACAACUUCACCGUCUAUAACCAGAAAGUGAAUGGCCGUCUGACUCUGGGGGAGAAUAUAGCAGACAUGGGAGGCCUUAAACUGUCUUAUUUUGCAUAUCAGAAGUGGAUCAGAGAACAUGGUCCAGAAAGACCUCUCCCUGGACUCAAAUACACACAUGAACAACUACUCUUCAUCGCCUUCGCACAGAACUGGUGUAUGAAGAGACGGUCUCAGUCCAUAUACCUGCAGCUACUGACUGACAAGCACGCACCAGAGCAUUACAGGUACAUACACUUCCUCACUUUUCUGAUGUGCAUCAGCCUAUCACAGGCCGUACAUAAUAUGAAUCCCCUCUCUGAUUGGACCGUUAUCUCUCCCCUCUUCCCCUGCAGGGUGAUUGGCAGCGUGUCCCAGUUUGAUGAGUUUGCCCGAGUGUUUCAUUGUCCAAAGGGUUCCCCCAUGCAUCCUGUCAACAAGUGUUCUGUAUGGUGACCUCUGAACUCCUCCACCCACCAACAACAAGAACUUACCUGUGACCUCAACUCUCCUCGCCAACCUGUCUGAGGUGUUCUGUUCAGAUUCACUUCCACCUCAAUCCUGGGACUACCUUUUUCUCUUAUCACAGAAUUUGCAAGCAAAUAAUGACAUCUCCACCAUGAUUACUCAUGUACAUAUCCAGUGCUUGACUUGGGCAGGAGUUCACCGGUGCGGAGUACUGGCAUCUCAAAUGUUCUACCGCUUGAGCUCAUGUUCCUCUUAUAGAAUAUUAUUAGCUCAAAGUAUUGUGGAGCUCCUGUACCCAAAAUGAGUACCGGCACCUAUUUCAAUCCAAGUCAAGCACAUCAUUUAAUUAUAUAUUUACUCUUCUUUUUUUUUUUUUUCAACAUGUGUCAUGGGAUUACUUUUUUGGUUUUGAAUUGUCAUGUCAAUUCAUUCAUUAUUUGAAUCACUUAAACGUCAGAUGUUGACAGUAGUAAAAAGUGUUAUUAAAUAAUAUUAAAGAACUUUGUGUAGAAGGGAUUGGGGAUUGUACUGCCAGUAUGGACUGCAUUUACUCAGAUCAGUGUUUUGCCUGCCAAUGUUUUUGGGAGUCUUUUCUAUGAGGUAAAUAGUGGACACCGUGCUGCCAUCCAGUGGCUGAACAGAGGUGGUCUCCGAUGUGGAGACCUUGUUCAUCUUGACUGUUGUUACCCGUCUGGUCUUGGCCUUCUGGACACCAUUGGAAUGGUGUUACUGUGAGUAUGUGUGUUUGUACGGUUUUGAAUCCAUAGUGACCUUUUGCUCAGGAUUUGUAGCUAAGUGUGUCCCCAGUGGCAAAGAAUUGUGAUGGAACAUCCUGGACUAGUCUGUCUGAACCAUUAACCCCUCACACAUAGUGUACAUCAAGGUGAACUAUGCUUCUCAAUCCACCGGAGACUCCAAUCUCCCCAUGUCUCAGAGUAUGGAUUCUUUAGCAUGACGAUUGUGUUUAAGAUAGAAGCAUGAACCUGUUGAACAACAUCAUCCAUCCUAUUGGAAAACUUAAACAGAGCCAUUUCUAUUGGAUUAUGUUAACUCUAGGGCCUUCCUUGAUACAGAGCAUACUCACUCUGAAUGCCCCUGGGCUGGUCUGCACAGGCAAGAAGCUUUCAAAGGAAGGAUCAAUAUCAUUGAUAUUCCUCAGUCAUAACAAAUCAUCUAUAUUCUGUACAUACAAAACUGUGAAUCCAGUCAAAAAAACAUUUGUACACAGUAAUAUUAUAAUUUUGUAUGAAGAAUCUAAAAAUAAGAACAAUCUUUGUAUAAUUGUACAGUUCUUAUUCUGAAAACAGCAUGUUCAAAACCAGCUUUAUACAGUGCAGACUGAGAUAAAAGGAUGACAUCACAUUCAGCUGCUAUCUCGCUCAUAUGUCUUGGUGUUCAAUGUUUUGGAUAAAUAAAAGGGAUCAUUGUGUGA
Salvelinus fontinalis (brook trout) is the source of this 5486-nucleotide messenger RNA. RefSeq names its product endothelin-converting enzyme-like 1. Gene Ontology annotation, molecular function: metalloendopeptidase activity. The transcript has 17 exons. The coding region runs from base 1532 to 4042 and encodes 836 amino acids. Gene Ontology annotation, biological process: protein processing. The record is from RefSeq and is a predicted model, not a curated record. Gene Ontology annotation, cellular component: plasma membrane. Lineage: Eukaryota; Metazoa; Chordata; Actinopteri; Salmoniformes; Salmonidae.